GUAAAAGAAGCCAUCUUAAAGGACAAAUUGCCCUGUCCCCCAGAAACGGCUGUGCUUCUGGCCUCCUACGCGUGUCAAGCGAAGUACGGAGACUACGAUAGGGACCGCUUCACUAGACAUCCAAUUCCAAUUGAUCGACUUCUCUCGCCCAAGUGA
Messenger RNA from Rodentolepis nana, 156 nucleotides. NCBI's taxonomy places the organism in Eukaryota, Metazoa, Platyhelminthes, Cestoda, Cyclophyllidea, Hymenolepididae. The record is from the annotation of a GenBank genome assembly.